Molecule: messenger RNA, 712 nt
Organism: Aspergillus sclerotioniger CBS 115572
Lineage: Eukaryota; Fungi; Ascomycota; Eurotiomycetes; Eurotiales; Aspergillaceae
Exons: 1
Coding region: 99-548 (149 amino acids)
Source: RefSeq, a predicted model, not a curated record
GGUCGCAUGUUAUUCGGGAGUCAUUGUAUGACGGACUGGCUCCGCGAUAGUCGCAUUCGUUCAACGAUGAUAAUUAGUACAUCUUUGUAUUUCCUCACAUGAGCCAGAACGGUGUAUAUGAACGCAGGCGCAGCACAUCUCCAGACGGACAGAUCAAGUCAAUGUGUGAAAGCAAAUUUUGGUACAUGAACGUUCCAGACGGCCAGCCGAGUAUUAAUCUUCCUUCAGUCGGGCCCGUAGCCGGCGAAGGUAAUCACCAGAAAGAACCUCACGUCAGAUAUAUGCAAUCGGAGAGAAAAAAGAAAGGGGGAGGGGGUUGCAAAAACAAAGAUGAGGCAAAAUGUAGGAAAGAUGAAAAAGUCAAAAUGGGAAUCACGCCCGGAAAAGGCAGAGACCAAAACCCGCUUCCUAUCCUUGACUCCAUCACGCCGCGUCCCAUCUCCGUAAUACGUAGCGCUCGUUUACAUAGCCGUACAUUCCGAUAUUCAAAAAGAGACGAGAAGAAAUUGGAAAGGAAAUGUGGGGACAAGAAAGGGGGAUGUGGGUGAGGUGACGGUGAGGAUGCCCCCGCCAAAUGCGGGUCCCCGGGGAUUAUGUCCAGCCUGCCGGGAAGGGUUGGGUGUAUGUGGCCGAGAGGGGGAAAGGCGAGGGAAGCAUCAUGCGCAAGAUAGGCGAUCGGCGGAGAAACAAACCGAGGUGUUGCUGGAGUCUA